AAAAUAAUAUAUCAUUAUGGCUCACGCUAACGUUUGGAAUUCUCAUCCCAAGAGCUACGGUAAAGGCUCUCGCCAAUGUCGUGUCUGUGCUCACCGUGCUGGUUUGAUCCGCAAGUAUAAUUUGAACAUGUGCCGUCAAUGUUUCCGUGAAUAUGCCAAUGAUAUUGGCUUCCACAAGUACCGUUAAAGAUACAUCUUGCACGAAAUCACA
Molecule: messenger RNA, 211 nt
Organism: Mycotypha africana
Lineage: Eukaryota; Fungi; Mucoromycota; Mucoromycetes; Mucorales; Mycotyphaceae
Product: 40S ribosomal protein S29
Exons: 3
Coding region: 17-187 (56 amino acids)
Biological process (GO): translation
Cellular component (GO): ribosome; cytosolic small ribosomal subunit
Molecular function (GO): zinc ion binding; structural constituent of ribosome
Source: RefSeq, a predicted model, not a curated record